Molecule: messenger RNA, 429 nt
Organism: Brassica oleracea var. oleracea
Lineage: Eukaryota; Viridiplantae; Streptophyta; Magnoliopsida; Brassicales; Brassicaceae
Product: probable E3 ubiquitin-protein ligase LOG2
Exons: 2
Coding region: 25-429 (134 amino acids)
Source: RefSeq, a predicted model, not a curated record
CAGGAUGAGUUCGCUGGAUGGUACAUGGAGCUAUCCAUCACCGCUAGAUUGGUGGUUUACAUUACAUUUUUGGGGACCAUAAUGUUCCUUAUUUUCUUGAUACUAAAAUACCUGAGCGAUUGUGACAUGGAAGAUGACACGGAGAGGUUACCAGUGGUGGCAGGAGAAGAAGUCACCGUUUGGACGCCGUCGGAAGUAACGGGGAAAGGUGAUCUGGAAACGGCGUCGUUCAGCUCGGCGGAUGAUGUGGACUACUCGACAUUGUGUGUCAUAUGUUUCGAGGAACGGAGAAACUGUUUCUUUGUACCGUGCGGUCACUCUGCCACUUGUCGCGGCUGUGCUGAGAAGAUCAUGUCGGAAGAAAACAAGGUGUGUCCGAUUUGCCGGAGGGUGAUACGCAAGGCUAAGAGAUUAGUUCUUAAGUUUUGA